This is a messenger RNA of Alternaria alternata, 1266 nucleotides long. Its product is annotated as MFS general substrate transporter. NCBI's taxonomy places the organism in Eukaryota, Fungi, Ascomycota, Dothideomycetes, Pleosporales, Pleosporaceae. The coding region runs from base 1 to 1266 and encodes 421 amino acids. The transcript is spliced from 2 exons. The record is from RefSeq and is a predicted model, not a curated record. Gene Ontology annotation, biological process: transmembrane transport. Gene Ontology annotation, molecular function: transmembrane transporter activity.
AUGCAAGCUGGAUAUGCAGCUGGGCUGUUGUUUUUAUGCCCUCUGGGAGACUUGUUGCCCAGACGGCCAUUUGUAUGCGGUUUAGUAGGGUUUACUGCGACCUUAUGGCUCGGACUAUGUCUAACCUCCGACCUUGGGACAUUCACGGCAAUAUCCUUCAUCGUAGCGGUAACAACUGUUACACCGCAGCUCAUGCUCCCAUUGGUCGGUGACCUAGCUCCUCCGUCACGCCGCGCAGCAGCACUCUCCAUCGUCGUCUCUGGCCUCAUGCUUGGUGUGCUUGUCGCCCGCGUCCUCUCGGGAACAAUUUCGAAUUUUGUCACCUGGCGCGCAGUAUAUUGGAUGGCGUUUGCCAUUCAAUAUAUCAUCUUCGUCCUCCUCUGGCUAUUCAUGCCCGACUAUCCUGCAACCAACCCGGGCAUGAACUAUUUCAGAAUACUGCUCGAUAUCGUUAAGAUGCUUUUCCGUCAUCCUGUUCUUGUUCAGGCUUGUCUGGCCGGUCUCUUCUGCUCAGCGCCUUUUACAUCUUUCUGGACAACACUGACAUUUCUCCUCGCGGAUGACCCAUACAACUAUUCUUCCCUCACAAUCGGACUGUUUGGGCUUAUAGGCAUAGCAGGCAUGCUUAUCUCUCCCAUAUAUGCGCGUACAGUCACCGACCGCUUCGUCCCGCAUUUCUCCGUCCUUUUCGGUCUUGCAUGCUCGCUUCUGGGAAUAUGUCUAGGCACUUACACGGGUACCUUUACCGUCGCAGGCCCCGUCCUGCAAGCCCUAUUGAUGGAUUUCGGCAACCAAACUGCGCAGAUUGCAAACCGUUCUAGUAUCUAUUCGGUGGAACCUAAGCGGCGGAACGGGGUGAAUACCGCUUUCAUGGUUGCUACAUUUUGUGGUCAGCUUAUUGGCACGGCGGCUGGAAACCAUAUUUAUGCUGCUGCCGGGUGGGUAGGAAGUGGCAGCGCUAGUGUUGGAUUCAUCUCUGCGGCGAUUCUUGUUAUCGUUGCUAGGGGUCCCUGGGAGGAGAAAUGGGUUGGGUGGAGAGGCGGCUGGAGCAUGAUCAAGAAAGACAAGGAUUCUGCUGAUGGGAAGACAGCAGACAAAGCGAUGCAUGGACCAAAUGUACCAAGAGAUGAAGAAGUUGGGGUUGGUGCUAACGAAAAGGUGUUACAGGAGGUCGCUGCGGAACAGGGGCAUGAGAGUCCGUUGAGAAGUGAAAAUGGUAGCGAAGAGAAUAGUAAAGAGGAUGGGAUUGAAGAGAAGAAAGUAUGA